Molecule: messenger RNA, 1077 nt
Organism: Botrytis cinerea B05.10
Lineage: Eukaryota; Fungi; Ascomycota; Leotiomycetes; Helotiales; Sclerotiniaceae
Exons: 4
Coding region: 118-825 (235 amino acids)
Biological process (GO): carbohydrate catabolic process
Cellular component (GO): extracellular region
Molecular function (GO): cutinase activity
Source: RefSeq, a predicted model, not a curated record
GAGUGCCAUCUUCAUUGUACUCUCUUCGGUCCUUCCAUCUCCUCUCGCUUCACCCUCACUCCAUUCCCAUACCCCUUCUUCAACCAGGCUCCGUCCAGGGAAAUUCGCACUCUCAAAAUGAGAUUCUCAAUCCCCCUUCUCCUUUCGGUCUCUUCCCUUGCCUUCGCUCUUCCAGUUGCAGAAUCGGAAGUCAAUACAGCAACAGAAUCCCAAGUAACAACCACUGAGCACCUUGCUACAACCGCACACUUCUUUGAAAAAGCUGCUGCCGUUGUAACUACAGAGAAUGGCUUGACUACUGAUGCUUGCAAGCCCGUUAUUGUGAUUUUCGCAAGGGGUACUAAUGAAGAGGGAAAUGUCGGCCAAGACGUCGGACCCUACGUCUUCACCGACUUGAGAGCUGCACUUACAACUGCCAAAGUUACAGUGCAGGGUGUUGAAUAUUCGGCCAGUGUAUUGGGCUACCUCGUCGGUGGCGACUCAGCCGGCUCCACCUCCAUGGCCAACCUCACCAACUACGCUUCCACCAAAUGUCCCUCCGCCAAACUUGUCUUAUCCGGUUACUCCCAAGGCGCUCAACUCGUCCACAAUGCUGCUAAGACUCUCUCUGCAGCUGUAACGGCCAAGAUUGCCGCAGUGGUCAUGUUUGGCGACCCAGACUACGGCCAGGCUGUGGGAACAGUACCAAGCAGUAAGGUGUUGAGUAUUUGCCAUGACCAGGAUAUUAUCUGUACCGGAAGUGGAGGAUUUACUACACAUUUGACAUACUCGGAUGAUGCACCCACCGCAAGCGCAUUUAUUGUCAAGGCUGUGGGGUCUGUUUAGAGGAUUUCUUUCUUGAAAAGGAAAGAAAGAAAGAAAGAAAGAAAAAAGGGUUGGGAAUGGUUUGACAAGACUGGGUGAAAGGAGUUGUUGUCAUUCGGGACCUCGUUUAUCGAGUCUUCGAGAGGAGUUCUGUAUGUAGCAUCUCAUGAGAUCAAUCAAACAUGAACGAAAAAUACAGUUUAAGUUUUUGUGGAUUGCUUGUAUUGCAAGUGUAGACGUGCUUUGACAAAUGAAUGUUAAGUGCUUGUGCUA